AUUUCUGAUAUUUUUAAUUUAAUGUUAAAUCUUUCAGAUGUUAUAAGUUUAAUGUGCAUUGCAUAUGAUACGUUCUGGUGGACACUGUACAGGAAUUGAACCGUGAGGUGAUGUUCAUUCCGUUUGAUUGCUGUGCAUCUACACAUCUUUACAGGCGGCGCCCCCGGGCCCCCCACUCGGCUUAGGCUAUUCCGUUUUGCCGUCCGUCGCCUUUAAAGUGGUUUAAUUAACGUUUUGGUGCGAUUCCUCUUUAUUUAUUUACUUACUUUCACCGACCGGCUCGCUGCUGCGCAUGCGCAAAACGCCGUUGCCCAUGGCAACGCACAAACGCCGUCGCCGCAGGGUGGACGCCAUUGCUCAUUCAAAAUGCAAAAAAUUUACACGCGACGCUGAGAUGUUAUAAGUUUAAUGUGCAUUGCAUAUGAUACGUUCUGGUGGACACUGUACAGGAAUUGAGCCGUGAGGUGAUGUUCAUCCCGUUUGAUUGCUGUGCAUCUACACAUCUUUACAGGAAUUGAGCUGUGAGGUGAUGUUCAUUCCGUUUAAUUGCUGUGCAUCUACACAUCUUUACAGGAAUUGGGCCGUGAGGUGAUGUUCAUUCCGUUUGAUUGCUGUGCAUCAACACAUCUUUACAGAUGCAUGGAUGCUCCUCUGAAGAACGCUUGGAAAUAAAGAUCACAGGAGGAGAGAGAUAGGCCAGGCCAGUUAUGAGCUUGCUGCGUGGUGACGGGAGUAAGGUUUUCCUUCGCGGCAAAAAUGCCAAAAAGAAAAAAAUCAAGCCUCUCCAAGAGAAAAAAACACAAAGAGAGUGUCGCUGUGCCACGCAAAACAAACACUGCAGGACCAGCAACUUUCUCAAACAACGAAGGCACCUCAGUAGCACAGGCUGAGGAAACUGAAGAGCAGCAUGCACAAAAACAAGCUACUGACUGCACAGCCACUGCAGCAGUCCAAGCUGAUGUCAAUCUUGAACAGUGUACAUCUCGACAAGCCAGAAACCACACAAGCAUUGUAGCAGCACGGGCUGAAGGAAAUCCUAAACAGCGUGCAUCUCGACAAGCGAGGGACCGCAUAUCCACUGCAGCAGCACGAGUUGAGGAAAACCCUGAACAUCAUGCUUCUCGACAAGCCAGGGAGCGCACAGUCACUGCAGCAGCACGGGUUGAAGAAAGCCCUGAACAUCGUGCAUCUCGACAAGCCAGGGACCGCACAGUCACUGCAGGAGCACGGGUUGAGGAAAACCCUGAACAUCGUGCAUCUCGACAAGCCAGGGACCACACAGCCACUGCGGCAGCACGGGCUGACGAAACACAACAUCACCAAAUGGCGCGCAUAACACAAGUCUGUCAUGCUGCUGCAUCUAGAACAAGAGCAAAUAGCCCAGAAUGGAACAGAGCAGGUUUUAUUUACCAACCAGAUGUCGAUUAUCAAUCGAUUUCCAUAUUAGGCUGCAUGUCGAUUACUUGCGCAGAUUCCGGUGCAAAAAAAUGGAAAGCAGAGUCCAAGGGAAUGUGCUGCAGUGAUGGCAAAGUAAAACUUGGCCUUGUGCAGAUGCCCCCUGAGCCACUUAAAUCCUUAGUCUUGGGACAAACCCCUGAGUCUAAACACUUUCUCACCAACAUCAGGAAGUAUAAGGGGUGCCUCUGCGGAUGUGUAUGCUUUAACUUAGCUAUUUCAAUGCUAAAUUCUAUGCUAAUUACUUUGUCAAGGGGUGCCUCUGCGGAUGUGUAUGCUUUAACUUUAACAUAGCCAUUUCUG
Petromyzon marinus (sea lamprey) is the source of this 1758-nucleotide messenger RNA. NCBI's taxonomy places the organism in Eukaryota, Metazoa, Chordata, Hyperoartia, Petromyzontiformes, Petromyzontidae. The record is from RefSeq and is a predicted model, not a curated record.